CUCUUGUCAUCAUAGUAACGUUAUUUCAGUAAAAUGCAUUACACACGGAUACAUACAAGCACUUGAAGAAAACAAAUUCCUCUAAAAUAUUCUAAGCCAUGUUAUUUGAAGAAAAGGAAUAAUUAAUACAGCACCAAAAAUGAACUGCCAAAGAUUCCAUGUAAAAAUCGAUAUAAAAUUACACGCCGUAACAUGUCCGGGAGUAUGGCUAUGUAGUCAUGGCUAUUUAGAAGUCACUUUAAAGACCUUGGGCUAUUUCUUUCGCACCGGAGCUAUAGAACCCUAUUUUCCCAUAUUGUGUCAUGACCACUACAAAAUGGAAGGCUACUUCAAAAACACACCCUCCAUAGCUUCUUUGAUAGGACAAUUGCAAACAGAACCUCUGGAAAUAACCUUAUGGCAAAGUGGACGGCGUUUGGGUUACUAUCAAGGAGUUCUUAUGGAUCUUUUACAAAUGACAGAGCCCAAAUUACAUUGUCCACAUGUCAACACUAAGCAAUUGUUAAUGAAAACAACAACAGCAUUUCCGGGCAUCAUAGCCCCCAAAGUUGAACUGUGUGCAGAUUUCUUCAUAAAAGAUAAAAUACUUAAUAUGAACAACAUCAAUGAAGAGCUAAAAUCGUUUACUAGUGUCCAAAGAAAACCCUUGAGUUAUACGCCUACGAAAACAAUGAAACAUUUCUGUGAUAACAGACCCCAAUUCUAUCAGAGGCCUUGUAUCAUUAAUCCUGAACCCUUUGAAGAGUUGGCCGCUAAUGCACCUCGUAAACAAAGAACCGUAUGUCAUGCAAGAGGUUUUCCAGGCAAAAGUACAAAACCUUUUGAGCCUUUGGUAAAAUCAAAUUCAAGGCGCGUCUCAAUAGUUUCCACCCGGUUGCACGUACCGGAUUGACCCUAUGGAUUUCUUCGUCGGCAAGGGCAGCUCCCUCAGUGUAGAACACACGGCUACAACUAUAUUUAAUUGUGAUGGCUCCAUAAUUAAAUAUAAAUAGCUACCAUACGAGCCAAUAUCCGUUUUCGCUUUUAAAGGUCAUAAACUACUUAUCAAAAUAUGAAAUUUAUAUAUAACUGAAUAUUUAUUCAUACAUUGAUCAUAAAAAGCAUAAAAUCUCUCUUAACUGUUGUUAAUAAACCAAGGCGGAUUUAAUAACAGCAGGCCAGGUUUGACGUUACUAAGAUGUCAGAUUUUUGUUUGCAUUCUCUUUGUUGUUAUCUUCUUUCUCGCAUAUUCUCUGCUCAUUUAUGCACACGUAUUUGUAUGUGUGUGUUGACAAAACGCCGAUCAGCUGGAUGGCAAGAUGGCGGAUUGCACCAUAUGAUUUGUGUUUGCUGUACAAAUGAGACCACCUUU
This is a messenger RNA of Stomoxys calcitrans (stable fly), 1351 nucleotides long. RefSeq names its product spermatogenesis associated 6-like protein. Gene Ontology annotation, molecular function: myosin light chain binding. Lineage: Eukaryota; Metazoa; Arthropoda; Insecta; Diptera; Muscidae. The transcript is spliced from 5 exons. The record is from RefSeq and is a predicted model, not a curated record. Gene Ontology annotation, biological process: spermatogenesis. Bases 140 to 892 code for a protein of 250 amino acids.